This is a messenger RNA of Pangasianodon hypophthalmus (striped catfish), 2314 nucleotides long. RefSeq names its product coiled-coil domain containing 157 (gene ccdc157). The transcript is spliced from 9 exons. Bases 82 to 2088 code for a protein of 668 amino acids. NCBI's taxonomy places the organism in Eukaryota, Metazoa, Chordata, Actinopteri, Siluriformes, Pangasiidae. The record is from RefSeq and is a predicted model, not a curated record.
AAACAGGCACAGGCUGCUUCAUCAGCGUGUCGUGGAGGACAUUAAAGUAAUUAUUGUUGUUAUAAUAAUGUUUUUUGCACCAUGAGUCAUCUUUUAGGAGCUCAGGACUGCGUGGAGAGUCUGCGCAGAGAUGUGAUAGACUUACAGGGAGCGCUCGUGGAGGUGUUCUCGCGCACCGGACCGGUCCGUUUCCGGUCGUGGAAGUUCCCGGAUAAGGAGUCGUGUGAUUUGGACCUGGUGCUGCUGCUGGAGCAGUACGACUACAGGGAGGGAGAGGAGGAGUUUAACCAGCACUCACACACCGUGCUGCUAGAGCUGGUGAUUGACAGACUGUUGCUCCUGCUGCAGAGUUUUAACGCCUACACUGAGCAGAUGUUAGGAGGACAGAGAGCAGGGGAUUGUGGGAAGGCCGGCGGGUCGGUGUGUGUCGGUCCGGUGGUGAAACGCUACUGGAACAAUUUAAUCCACUUCAGCAGCCAGCAGAGACGACAGAGAACGAGCAGCGCGUCCAGGAUGGAAACGUCCUCCAGCAGCAGCAGCACACACCCUGACCCGCGGAUCUCCAGCUCCACGUCCCAGCGCUCGGCUCCGUCCUCAUCCCCGUCCUGCAGCCUCCACACUUCCCCUACGCCCUCGGCGAGGUGUCGCAGCGUGAGCUGUCAGACGGUGGAGUCGGCGCUGGUGCCGUGUGACGCCUGCGCUGGAGUCCAGGCCACGCUGCAGGACAGCGCUCGCGCCGUGGCGUCUCUGUGCCAGGCUCUGGGCCUCUCCUGCUCGCUCUGGAGCUUCCUGCAGGCCGUGGAGGAAACGCUGCAGCUCGGACGCCUCUCCGCCUGCGACCUGGCGCUGUGGGCCCGCGAGCAGCAGAGGGAUCUGGGACGCAUCCAGAAACACGUCACUCACGUUCAGGAGAAGGUGGAGUCACUCACACACUCACUGCAGAAAGCAGAAGAGGAGAGAGACGAGCUCCGAGCACAGCUGCAGAGAGAGAAGGAGACGAACAGGAGAGAGAGAGAGGAGAGGAGGAGGAGAGAGGAGGAGUGGGAGAGAACGCUGCAGGAGGAGAAGCACAGACGAGACGAGGAGCUGAGAACACAGCAGGAGGCGCAGGAGGAGCUGAGACGAGGAGCUGCAGCUUUAGAAGUGAAAAUCUCUGAACUGAAAGGAGAAUCGGAGCUGCAGAGAGAAACACAGCAGUGUCUCGAGCGUGAGAGGGAUUCCCUGGUGGAUGAAGUGCACAGGCUUCGUCUGGAGGAAGUGAGAUGGAAGGAGAUGGAGGAGAAGAAGAGAAAUCUGGAGAUGGAGCUCAGUGACACACAGAAACUUCUGGAUAAGGAGAGCGCUAAAUAUCACAGCGCUCAGCGCCAGCAUGAGGCGAUGGCGGUGAAGCAGCGCGCCCUGCUGGAGCGUGUAGACGCGCUGGUGCAGCAGUGUGAGGAGCUGCAGUCUCGUCUGGAGGAGUGUGAGGAUGAGAAAACCGAGCUCACUGACACACUCACACACACCACACAGGAGAGAAACACACUGCAGGAACAACUCACACAGCAGAAGUCGGAGCUCCUGUCUCUGAAUGAGGACAGAGAGAAGCAGUGUGUGCGGCUCCGGGAGCUGGAGGAGUGUGUGUCCGGGCUGACUGAAGAUUUACAGCAGGCUGAGGAGAGAGAGAGGAUCCUGGUGGCUUUUCCUGAACUUAAUCCCCAACACACUACACCACAGAGUACAGGUGAUGUGCUGUGUGAUAUGGAGCAGCAGCUGAAGGCGAACUCGAUGAGGAUCAGGGUUCUCGAGCAGGAGAACGCGUCUCUGACUAACAGCUUGGCCAAACUGAAACACACUCCGACCUUCACACUCCGUCACCAGAGUGCAGGAGAUCAGACACCAUGUCCAGACUCGGAAAGCUUAGAAGCAGAGAGGAGAGAAGGAGCAAAAGAAACGCAGAUCACAUCUUCUGCUGCUUCUUCUUCUUCCUCUGCUCUUCAUCAUCAGACGCUCUGUCUCUCUGUCGUUCCAGACGCAGGGGAAACGUACAGGAAACUGCGCCAAGCUGCACGGGCACGCUCCGCUGGGAGGAACCGCAGGAGGAAGUGAUGUCAUCACCUGACACUCACACGCAUACAUGUCAAUAAAGCAAAUAUUUUUAAAAUGCUGUAAUACACACAACUCUUUGUAUCUUCUAAUGCUGUGCUAAACAAAAUAAUGAAGGAAAAAAGACAGAAUCUCUAUUUAGAAGCUGAUUUUUUUUUUGCACUAGUGCUGUAGUGAAUGGUUUGUUCUUCAUACAAAUAAAUAAGCAUCUAACUCACUCUCCAUCUCA